This is a messenger RNA of Gigantopelta aegis, 2049 nucleotides long. Its product is annotated as multiple epidermal growth factor-like domains protein 6. NCBI's taxonomy places the organism in Eukaryota, Metazoa, Mollusca, Gastropoda, Neomphalida, Peltospiridae. Bases 712 to 2025 code for a protein of 437 amino acids. The record is from RefSeq and is a predicted model, not a curated record. The transcript has 9 exons. Gene Ontology annotation, molecular function: scavenger receptor activity.
GAAGCAUAAUACACAGCUCUUUACCACAGGGCUACAUCCAGCCCGUCUUAGUUGGAUAUAACUACGAAACUCAAACAGAAAGCAUUCGGUGAAGCAUAAUACACAGGUCUUUACUACAGGGCUACGUCCAGCCCGUCUUAGUUGGAUAUAACUACGAAACUCAAACAGAAAGCAUUCAGUGAAGCAUAAUACACAGGUCUUUACAAGAGACGUGUAUUCACAAAGUCAGAUCAUGAUAACAGUGUUUUCUUACCUCGUCGGCUUUAAGUAAUAUCACGAGGUCGUAAGAACUGGAGUGAACCGUAUAGACAAUGUAAACUAGUGCGGUAGCUUAAAACGCAGUGAGCUACCCCAGCCAUCUUUCUACUUAUUUAACUUCCUGGUGUACGGCCUUUGAUAUACCAGUCGUGGUGCAAUAGCUGGAACGAGAAAUAGCCCACUGAUCCAACCGACGGGAAUCGAUCCCAGACCGACCGAGCUUCAAGCGAGCGCUUUACCACUGGCCCCUCUUAGUGUGAUAUAACUACGAAACUCAACCAGAAAGCAUUCAGUGAAGCAUAUACACAGCCCUUUGAAAGAGACGUGCAUGCACAAAAUCAUAUUAUGAUAAAAGUGUUUUCUCCUCGUCGGCUUUAAGUAGCAUCACGGGGUCAUAAGAACUGACGUGAACCGUAUAGAUAAUGUAAACUAGUGCAGUAGCUAUAUUACAAAAUGUCGGAACACUUGAUGUGUAUGCUCGUCUUUACAAUGUGGGCGUGUUGUCGUGUAACAUCAGGAGUUUGUCCAGAAGGUCACUACGGCUUUAACUGCAGCUACACGUGUCACUGCACUUCCGGUUGUGAUAGCGUGACAGGAUGUUCCGGUGGAUGUAUGAAAGACUGGUCUGGACCUAAGUGCACCAUUGAAAAUGUAGCCUUAAAUAAAACUGCCUAUCAGAGCGGUUAUCACCCUUACGUAGUUCGUCAUUCGUCGUACGCUGUUGAUGGGAAUACGGAUCAAGGAACAUUUGGAAGUCUCUGUGUCGUUACUCCCUCACUGGAACCUUACACGUGGUGGGAAGUAGACUUAGGGAGACCAUAUUACAUAGACCAGCUUGCUGUUCACUUUAGGACAGAUUACGUGGCUCCCAGGAAUGACGUACAUGUUUUCAGUUCGCUCAAGAUGAAUCAAACUAACACAAGUCACCUGUGUGGAGUGACGACGUUAAAUAGCUCAGAUGUAACGUAUAUCACCUGUGACGACACAGCCCAAUACAUCACACUCUUCCAGGGAACAAACAACGACGACGUGGAUGUCUACCACUACAAGCCUAGAACAAGAAUGGAUAUCUGUGAAGUUGAAGUUUUAAUUUGUACUGCUGGUACGUUUGGAGACAACUGUACCGACUUCUGUCACUGUCAAGGUCAAUCGUGUAACUUUGUAACUGGAGAGUGCGUGGGAGGAUGUAAACACAACUGGACUGGAACCCAGUGUAAUGAGUGUGAUUCGGACCACUAUGGCUCACUGUGCAUUGCUAGUUGUUCCAACAGACACUGUGAUCAGACUAACAGCAUAUCCAGGUGUGACAACACAAAUGGACAGUGUGACAAUGGAUGUGAAGCAGGCUGGACUGGAACAUCUUGUUUACAGAAAUGCCCGGUUGGUCGAUAUGGUCAUGGAUGUAACCAGCUCUGCAGUGAAAAACAUUGUCUUGGAGAGACCUCAUGUAAUCACGUAACUGGGAAGUGUGAUCAUGGCUGCGAUCGUGGAUACAUAUCAUCAGAUUGUACUAAGGCGUGCAACUUUGCGUAUGGGUUCAACUGUAACAUGUCUUGCAGCUCUCGGAAAUGUUACGGAAGUUUAGAAUGUGACCAGUUUUAUGGACGCUGCAGAGAAGGGUGUCUGGAUGGGUUUGAAUUACCAGACUGUACAACUGGCACUACAUGUCGUGCUGGUACGUUUGGAUCUGGGUGUAAGUUAAGAUGCAGUGAACGACACUGUGAUGGAGACAGUACAAUGUGUGAUGCUCAAAGUGGAACAUGUUAAAAUGGCUGCACGCCAGGAUGGAAG